AUGGAAAGGCAGGGGCCGCGGCCACAACAUGGCGGCGCCGCCCGCGGCCUCCCGACCCCCGCCCAGCCCGCGGCCGCAGCCUCCCGCCGCCCGCCGGGCCACCGCGCCCCCCGGGCAGGGCGGGGCGGCGCGGGGGGCCCCGGCCUCGACCCCGACUCCGACUGCUCCGCCCGGCCCGGCCUCGGCCUCUUCGCGGAGGCGCCUCAGCCGGAGCCGGAGGAGGAGGAAGUGGAGGAGGCGUCGAGAGGCUCCGGCCUCCGGGGGCCUGAGCUCCGCGGGCAGCGGCGGGAGGGCGGCGAGGAGCCCGGCGGCCAAGGCCAGAGCCAGGGCCUCGGGUACAGCGCCGGCCCGAGUGCGGGCGGCCCGAGGAAAGCCGAGGAGAGUCAGGAGUUCUUUGUGCUGUUUAACAUCGUCGGGGACCCGGACGUGGACUUCUCCCUGAAGGGAACCUGCUCCUCCGACGAGGGACCCGGACCCGGAACCGCCGCCAAAGCCGCCGUCGCCUCCUCCUCCGUCUCCGCCGCCGCCGCCGACUACCCGGAUCCCGGCAGCGGAGCCGCGGACAAGAUCUACUACUUCGGCCCUUUUUCCGACGAGAGCGGUCUGGAGAAGCUGGAGGAGGCCGAGGAGAAGCCUCGGGCUCGAUUCGGGGCCGCCCGCCGCUCGGACGGCCAGAGCGUCGGCUUGCUGUGCUGCGCGCCCGAGGCCGAGACCGAGGCCGAGCCCGAGCCUCGGGGACAGGCCCUCCCGGGGCCGGAGUAUCGGCCGCCGGCGGACGCGAACUGCCAGGCCGGGGCGGAGGACGGCCUGACGGGAGGCCCCGGCAGCCCGGAGGCAGCGGCUGACCUGGCGGGUCAGGGCACGUUUGCGGGCACCAUCACCAUCAACAACAAGAACCUGAUCGUCAGGAUCGAGAACGGGGUCCUGACCUUGGCCGCCCCGGGGGGAGACGACGGGGACGACCGGGGAGACGGCUGCCACGUCAAAGGAGAAGGCAGCAACGGUGUCGCCAAAGGCGCUGGCGGUGCCCUUUCACUCUCCGGCGGCAUCAACAACAACAACAACAGCAGCAGCAGCAGCAGCAGCGACGACAACAACAACAACAACAACAACAUGGUCGUGGUUCACUACCACAACUCGGAGAAGCCCCCCGAAUGCCACAGGGCGUGCGCGUCCGCGGCGGAGGGCGGCGGCUCGGCCGAGCUCCGAGCCAGCGAGCCCGGGCUGACGGCGGUAGACGGGGAGCCGUCGGCCUACCCGGACCCUCGCUCGGCGUCGGCCUCCGGCGGGGCGUCCCGCAAGGAUUUCGAGGGCGGCCCCCUGAGCAGCGGCGCCGGAAGCAGUAUCGGUAUCUGCCCCGAAUCGGGAACGGCGUCGUUCGGGAACUUCAUCAUAACAGAAAGCGGGGACGUUCUGAUGAAGCUGUCGGAAAACCUCGGCAUCGGGAAGAAGGGACCCGGUGAGAUGUAUCACUGUCCGGAACAGAGCUGCGACGAGGUGUUUGACAAGAAACACAAACUUAAAGUGCACCUCUUAUCGCACACCGAGAGGCCGUUUAAAUGCACCAUCGAGGGUUGCGAGUGGUCGUUCACUACGUCUUACAAACUAAAAAGACACCAGCAAUCCCACGUCAAACUGAGACCUUUCACCUGUGAGGUGGCGGGUUGUGGGAAGAAGUUCACCACUGUUUACAAUCUGAAGGCGCACACCAAGGCGCACGUGCAGGAGAAUUCCUUCGUGUGCGAGGUGUGUUCUGAACCCUUUUCCACAGCCGUCAAACUCAGUAGUCAUCAGAGAACACAUUUUGAACCACAGCGGCCGUAUAAGUGUGAUUUCCCUGGCUGUGAGAAAACAUUUAUUACCAUCAGCGCCUUAGGCUCCCAUAACCGUUCUCAUUUUAGGGAACAGGAACAUUUCACCUGCUCUUUCCCUGGCUGUGACAAACGUUAUGACAAAGCCUGCCGUCUAAAGAUUCACAUGAGAAGCCACACAGGUGAAAGGCCUUUUAUAUGUGACUUUGAUGGCUGUGGCUGGUCUUUCACAUGUAUGUCAAAAUUACUGCGCCACAAAAGGACACACGAAGACGAUAGGCGAUUUGUUUGCCUGGUGGAUGAUUGUGGAAAAUCUUUCACGAGAGCAGAACACCUGAAAGGGCACAGCAUCACUCAUCUGGGUACCAGACCAUUUGUUUGUCCUGUAGAAGGUUGUGAAGCUAAAUUCUCAGCACGAAGCAGUUUGUAUAUUCAUGCCAAGAAACAUUUAGAGGAGGAUUACAAGAAAACACGCUGUCCCCUCACAAACUGUAACAAGGUCUUCAACUCAAAGCACAGCAUAAAAACCCACAUGAUGAAGCAGCACAAUAUCAGCCCCGAUCUGUUCUCUCAGUUGGAAAUGACUGGUUCCUUAACCCCAAGCAAUGAACUGACCAGUUCAAGUCAGGGUGACCUCAGCAGCCUGGACAUUGCUUCUCUGUUUAGUGGUGUACCUGUUAACCCUGUUGGUAUCUCGUCAGACAUGUCACUAGUGAGCUCAGGAAUUCUAACAAUUGAUGCUGCUUCUGUAGGCUCUACACUUGGUGGAACAGUAUCUGUUAAUAACAGCAGCAUGGGACAGACUAUAGACCCUCUCAUUGUCGCUGCCACAGAUAUGUCGCAUGCCAUAGACAGCACUCUGGGGCUCACUAAUGGUGGCCCAGUACUGCAACACAGCACUUUAAGUUUGGAUGGCGUUCAGACAGUUAAUACAGAGGCAUUGGGAUCCUUGGCCUCCCUGUCAAUAAGGACUCCAAGCAGUUGUCAGGACCUGCACAGCCUGUCGUCGGGCAGUGCUUUAACCGUCGACACGGCCACCCUUACUCCUUCGAGCAGUUUGGGGAACAGCCACGUUCCAGAGCUACUGACUCCAACGAAAGUAGACAGACACGUGCUGAACGUUUCCGAUGUGAUGAGCCAGCAAGAGGGUAGCAAGGUGGUGACGCAGUUUGUCUUCUCAAAUUUAAACACCCCAACUGGUAGCUUCAGUGCACAGAAAGAGCUGGAAUUGAACAUGGUGUCUGGCUGUUCGUUUUUGGAAAGUGGGGGAUCAGCAAGGACGGACUAUAGAGCUAUUCAGCUUGCUAAGAAAAGGAAACAGAAAACAGGAAACAGUCUGGGUCCAGGGAAUUGUAGCUGUACCCAAAGGAAAAAAACUAGCAAGGUAACCUCUGCAAGUCAUAGUCGCUUUGGUAAUGUUAUAAUGCCGACUGGCGGACUGACAAUCCGGGACCCAACCACUGGGACACAUUAUGUCCAGACCCAACUAUUGCAGGAUGAUCCGUCAGGAGAUGGGGAUCUUGCCUUCCAGCUUACUACACAAUCAUCAACAUCCCAUUCACAGCUCACGGCUGACCUCCCCGUCAAUAUCCUUCAGGAAUCUCAUCCAUCAACUGAAGAUGAUGGUGGCAGCAGCUCCCAGUUCACUAGCAGCACUAUAAACCUACAGGACUUGGAGUAAUGGAUCAAAAAAAAAUGCACUUGAAUGAACUUGUACUGUCCACAGGGCUCAUCCAGAAUAGGAAGUGUGAGGAGAGUUCAUGCUUCAGCAAUCCAUUAAUGGUUAGAUAAUCUUCAGAUUGUGUUUAGCAUCAUCUAUGUCAGUCAGAAAACGGUUUUCUUACAGGGCAUGUGGCUGAAAUUCAGCAACUGGGGAAUGUACAGUUUGAAUAAUAACAAAGCCUUUGAUGAGAUUUUGAUAUUGUUUAACUUAAUAAAUAAGAUGGCAGUUGCAGAGAUUGCCGUAGCAAAUGUAGAAAAUAUCAAUUCAGAGAUUAAGUAUUAUUCGCCAUCGGGUUAAAAACGUGCUGUUUCAAAUUGAAGAUUGCUGGGACAAUGGGAAGGGCCAAUGUUUUUCCUCAUGAAGAUGAAGUGCAUAUUACUGCAUACAUAUUGUUGCAAAUUCAUCAUAUGCAUUCACUGAAACUUUCUCAGAAUACAUUUGAUCUGAAACUUUCUCUGAAUAAAGUUGUUGAUUUUGUGAUCAAACCAACCGCAGCUCUAACAGUAAUUACCUCUAUAGGCCUGGCAGCUCGUAGAACACUUGUGGCUCACAAUAAUGAAUGCAAAUUCUAACUCACUAUCGGUUGUUUGAAUGCCCCAGCCCAUUGGCUUUAAAAUAAGUGCUACAAAAAGUCAACUGAACGUCAAUUGCAUCUUGAGAAGAUUUUUAAUGAAGGCUGAGGAUGAACGGCCAAAAUCUGGCAUCUGGUGUAAAGCCAGUUUUAGUUACAGAAGCUUAACUGCAGGUAUGCAGACCUGAAGUGAAACUUCUGUAACUAAAAUUGCUGCCCACAUCGUGGAGAAAUGCAGUCCAUUGCAGCUAACGUUAACAGUCACAGCACGUUCAUCAUGCAGACUGUUCAAUAGUUAGAUUAGGGAUUUUGAAAGAAGGAAUCUGCAUGAACUCCGUGUUCAAUUUGUAGUCCUUUAAAUGGAGUCAAAAUGACAAGAUUAGUGCAGUAUUCUAACCUUAUAUAUCUUGAGUUAUUUUGACAGGCUUUCCACUGGAUGGCUUCGGAUCCACUUUUAGAGUAGGUAGAUUGAAGGUGAAAUAAUCCUUUCAUUUGCAUUUGGUAUGCUAAAUAAACAUGGUUACUAGCUGGUGAGUCAGGGUUCUGAUAGGUUAUUUGAAGACUAAUUAAACACACGUAUGUUUGAUUGCUGCCAUUUCUGCAACAAACGAUGAAAGCAAAAUUUUCUUCAAAUGAUCCAAUAAUAGCAAAUCUCACCUGGUCCUUUCUUACGAAAGUUUAAAUAUUGUAUAUUUAAAAAUGUGAUUUUAUAUUAAACAGUAUGUAUAUUUUAUUUAUUUGUUUUGUACACCUCAAAAAAGAAUAUGGGGGGAGGGGGGAGAAAAUUGCUUUGUGAAGAGAAUUUGACUUAGCAGAUAUUGAUGGCAUUUGUAAGUUUCUAUUUGGAAGGUACAUAUUGACAAUGUAAUCCUUUAUGCUAAAUGUAAAACUGAUGGAACAACUUUUUCUAAAUAUUGUGUACUUGCUAAAAUAUUAAAUAACUUUGAUGAGGAAGAAUGGGUUGUUUAAACUUUUCACAAUUUAAAUGGAUAAGGAAAUAGAAAUAAUCUGUCAAUGGAUAAUCGAGGGUUCUUUAUUCUAGCUGUAAAGACCACUGGAGUUUCAACUAAAUUUCUUCCCUCCUGUUUGGCUGUACAUUCUGUAAAUUACCACCAAUAUUGAAGUUUUUAACAAUAACAUUGAAGAAACAAAUCUGGAAACUGAGUGGUCAUCGCCAAUAAGGAUUAUUAUAAGUUCGACCUCACCUUGUUGGGGAAGGGCACAGGGUUAUAACAACUGCAGUUUUGGUUUGCAAAUGUACUUACGAACAACAUUAAAUGUGCCGCUCCAGUUUUGUUUUCCUA
Messenger RNA from Callorhinchus milii (elephant shark), 5409 nucleotides. Its product is annotated as zinc finger X-linked protein ZXDB. Gene Ontology annotation, molecular function: transcription coregulator activity. Gene Ontology annotation, biological process: regulation of transcription by RNA polymerase II. Gene Ontology annotation, cellular component: nucleus. Bases 1 to 3492 code for a protein of 1163 amino acids. NCBI's taxonomy places the organism in Eukaryota, Metazoa, Chordata, Chondrichthyes, Chimaeriformes, Callorhinchidae. The transcript has 10 exons. The record is from RefSeq and is a predicted model, not a curated record.